Messenger RNA from Hypanus sabinus (Atlantic stingray), 1958 nucleotides. Its product is annotated as voltage-dependent calcium channel gamma-4 subunit-like. Gene Ontology annotation, biological process: neurotransmitter receptor internalization; calcium ion transmembrane transport; neurotransmitter receptor transport, postsynaptic endosome to lysosome. Gene Ontology annotation, cellular component: voltage-gated calcium channel complex; postsynaptic density membrane; AMPA glutamate receptor complex. Gene Ontology annotation, molecular function: channel regulator activity; voltage-gated calcium channel activity. NCBI's taxonomy places the organism in Eukaryota, Metazoa, Chordata, Chondrichthyes, Myliobatiformes, Dasyatidae. Bases 7 to 993 code for a protein of 328 amino acids. The record is from RefSeq and is a predicted model, not a curated record. The transcript has 4 exons.
UGCACCAUGGGCUGGUGCGACCCCGGAGUACAGAUGCUCUUCACCAUGAUGGGCGCUUUCGCAGCUUUCAGUCUGAUGAGCAUCGCCAUCGGCACCGACUACUGGCUGCACUCACGGGCUUAUAUCUGCAACGGCACGAACAGUACCACCGAGGAAAACCAAGUGAAAAAGGAGAAAGGGGCCAUGAUCCACUCGGGUCUCUGGAGAGUCUGUUGUGUGGAAGGUUUUCAAAAAGGAAAUUGCUUCAGAAUCAAUUAUUUCCCUGAAGAUGAUGAUUAUGACCAGGAGGGUUCAGAAUAUCUUUUACGCAUUGUCCGUGCUUCCAGCCUAUUUCCCAUCCUGAGUGCCAUACUCCUGCUCCUGGCAGGGCUGUGUGUUGGAGUUGGCAAACUGUACAACAGCAAGACCAACAUUAUCCUUAGUGCUGGCAUCUUAUUUGUAGCAGCAGGACUGAGUAACAUAAUUGGGAUCAUUGUGUACAUAUCGAGCAACACUGGCAACCCAUGGGAUAAGGAUGAUGAUGACAAGAAGAACCUGUAUUCCUACGGGUGGUCUUUCUAUUUCGGGGCUUUAUCCUUCAUCGUAGCAGAAAUGGCAGGCGUCUUAGCUGUGAGCAUCUACAUUGACAAGAAUAAGGUUGCAAGGAGCAGAUCACACCGAGAAUAUCUGAAGACCUCAUCCUCACCCUAUUCCAGGAUGUCCAACUACAGAUACAGACAGAGGAGGCGAUCCAGAUCUGGCUCCAGGUCCGAGGAACCAUCCCCAGCUCGGGAAAUCUGUGCUGCCGGUAACAUGAAGAUGGUGAGUACUGUGGUGCCACUGAGUGAGAUCUCCAUGUACACUCUUUCAAGAGAAGCCAGCAAGCCGCCAGUUGGAGCCACCUACCUCCCGGAACAAGAGGAGAGUUUCCUCCAGGUACACAACUGCUUCCAAAAGGAAUCCAAGGAGGGAUUUGGCAUGAACACGAUGAACAGGCGAACAACACCAGUCUGAGGCACCAGGUUUACACCCCAUCCCCUCACCACUCUGACUCAUUUCACUUUCCCUGCCCUGUUGAAAGUACAGACCAGCAGAAAGGUCUACAGAUCAGGAGCAGGGUGUCCCACCAGCCUGGCCUCUCUCUCUGUCAACAGGUCUUAGAAUAGCCAUGGUGAAAAAUGGAAGAGAUACGAGGACAAAGAUUAACUGAACUGUGCAGAAUGGGCAGCGGAUGAAGUCCUUGUUAUCUGUUUAAAAUUCCCACACAGGAAAUACUGAGAACAUGAGAUGCACCCGUCCUGUGUAAUUGGUGAGAAACUUAACUGUUAACACGGAAUUAACAUUUUAAGCAUUAAUGUUUGCUUUUACAUUUCAUUCAACUGGAAUACCAAGGUCAAUGACUUGUUUUAAUGUAAGCAGAAAUUCUCAGUUUUAACCUUUAAAUGACGGGAAGGUCUGAUUAAAUCGCUACUGCCAGUGAAUUUUUGUUUUUGUUGUUCACCUGUCAGACACUGGGAUCUGCACACAGCCCAGGGCAUGGCCGAAGGAUGAAAUCCAUUGUGGCUAGUCGACGGGUGCCUUACUCCGCCAAUAACUUGCACCAACAUUUUCUUCAUUUUAGCCACUCUCCCGUUAAAAGAAAUUAACCAGGAUGUGUGUGCAGUGGAAUUGACCAUGUAUAUUUUACAACAAUUCAGAAGAUGAAUUUUAGUGACAUCAUUUAGUGGCUUGGAGAUGUUCAAAACCCAGAACAACUACAGGCUUGGAUCAGCAAGUUGAUUAACGUACUGGACAAAACCUCAAUGUCUUCUUUGGUUGUGUUUCUUGUGGUUUUCCCUCCUCCAAAAUUUGUCACUGUAAAGAUGUUAAAAGGUAGCUGUAUGUACAAUCGUAAACCUGAUCGCUAAUCAGAUUAUUGUGAAACUAGGAGAGGAGAGAGCGACCCUUGUCUAUCUGGCUCUUGUAAAGUAUUUGUGAUA